Molecule: messenger RNA, 3014 nt
Organism: Mercenaria mercenaria
Lineage: Eukaryota; Metazoa; Mollusca; Bivalvia; Venerida; Veneridae
Exons: 19
Coding region: 81-2852 (923 amino acids)
Biological process (GO): carbohydrate metabolic process
Molecular function (GO): hydrolase activity, hydrolyzing O-glycosyl compounds
Source: RefSeq, a predicted model, not a curated record
AACUUGAUAGUCUUAUCUUGACCUUCGAAGAGGAAACUUCCUUUCUCCAACACAGUACGUGUGAACUUUCGUGCAGGUACAUGACCAUGUGGGGUUUACUACUACUUGUAUCAGUGGGUGGCUGCCUCGGCAUGAACCAACUGCCUAUCACUGCUAAUUGGAAUGGCGGUUUCAAGGGCGAAUUCAUCGUGACAGGCGAAUUGCACAACUGGAAGGUUCAUCUAAUUUUUGACAAACCUGUCGACCAACUUGAGGUCUAUAAAUUUUCUAUUGAGAGGCGACUAAAUGGGGGUAGAGAAUUCAUUUUACGUGCAUUACCCGAGCAUGCGAACCUUGCAGCUGGUACUACACUCGCGUGUGUUGUUGUUGCUCGACGAAAUGGUGAUGCUUAUCCACACGGAAGGUAUUCUAUCGUGGGAAAACACACUGGCAGUGGGACCAGCUCCAACGUUGGUACUAGCAGUGCGGGUACAACUACCGGAAGUUCAAGCGGACCCACUACCAGGGUUACUAGCACUGGGGUUCCUAGUAUAAGAAGUACAUCCUACUGGAGAAAGACACCGCCUACUACACCCUCUGGAGCAGGUUCUCCAAUGAAGUAUGAUUACAACGAAGCACUCCGCCUUUCCAUACUCUUCUACGAUGCUCAGCGUUCCGGUCACCUUCCUCCAAACAACCCCAUCCCAUGGCGCGAAGAUUCGGCCGUCAACGACGGUGCCGACGGUCACGAUCUUAGCGGAGGCUGGUAUGAUGGCGGGGACCAUGUGAAAUUUGGUCUGCCUAUGGCCUGGUCUACCUGGGUGUUGCUGUACGGUAUGUUAGAGUUCCGGGACGGGUAUGAGGCUGCCGGACAGAUAGACAAAGCAUGCGAUAUGAUCAGAACGCCUCUGGAAUAUUUCCUCAAGUGCUGGAUUCCGGGUCAACAAACGCUUUAUGUACAAGUAGGCGAUGGUCAUGUUGAUCAUGGAUACUGGGGUCGACCAGAAAAUAUGAAUAUGGGACGUCCUGCGUACAAAGUGACCACCUCGUGCCACGGAAGUGACGUAGCUGGUGACACUGCCGCUGCAAUGGCGGCCGGAUAUCUCGUCUUCAAGGACAUGUGCGGAGAUACUGGUUUUGCUGACAAACUACUCGACGCAUCGAAGAGUUUAUAUACCUUUGCAAAGAACAAUCGAGGCAAAUACACGGACUGUAUCACACAGGCAAAGGACUUCUAUUGGUCUACAGGUGAGGCUGAUGAACUUUCCGUGGCUGGAGCAUGGUUGUAUAAAGCCACUAAUGACCAGUCCUACUUAAAUGACGCCAAGGAAUUUUACCCCAUAGGUACAGCCUGGAGCUUCAACUGGGAUGAUGCCAAUACUGGUGCAGCCUUACUCUUGUAUGACAUAACGAAGGACGGGAAAUAUAAAACUGACAUUGAGAGUCUUGUGAAUGCGUUUCAACCUGGUGGCGACGUACCAACUACUCCAUGUGGUCUAGCCUGGAGGGACCAGUGGGGCCCGAACAGAUAUGCCGGUUCUCCAAUGAAGUAUGAUUACAACGAAGCACUCCGCCUUUCCAUACUCUUCUACGAUGCUCAGCGUUCCGGUCGCCUUCCUCCAAACAACCCCAUCCCAUGGCGCGAAGAUUCUGCCGUCAACGACGGUGCCGACGGUCACGAUCUUAGCGGAGGCUGGUAUGAUGGCGGGGACCAUGUGAAAUUUGGUCUGCCUAUGGCCUGGUCUACCUGGGUGUUGCUGUACGGUAUGUUAGAGUUCCGGGACGGGUAUGAGGCUGCCGGACAGAUAGACAAAGCAUGCGAUAUGAUCAGAACGCCCCUAAAAUACUUCCUCAAGUGCUGGAUUCCGGGUGAACAAACGCUUUAUGUACAAGUAGGCGAUGGUCAUGUUGAUCAUGGAUACUGGGGUCGACCAGAAAAUAUGAAUAUGCGACGUCCUGCUUACAAAGUGACCACCUCGUGCCACGGAAGUGACGUAGCUGGUGACACUGCCGCUGCAAUGGCGGCCGGAUAUCUCGUCUUCAAGGACAUGUGCGGAGAUACUGGUUUUGCUGACAAACUACUCGAAGCAUCGAAGAGUUUAUAUACCUUUGCAAAGAACAAUAGAGGCAAAUACACGGACUGUAUCACACAGGCAAAGGACUUCUAUUGGUCUACAGGUGAGGCUGAUGAACUUUCCGUGGCUGGAGCAUGGUUGUAUAAAGCCACUAAUGACCAGUCCUACUUAAAUGACGCCAAGGAAUUUUAUCCCACAGGUACAGCCUGGAGCUUCAACUGGGAUGAUGCCAAUACUGGUGCAGCCUUACUCUUGUAUGACAUAACGAAGGACGGGAAAUAUAAAACUGACAUUGAGGGUCUUGUGAAUUCGUUUCAACCUGGUGGUGACGUACCAACUACUCCAUGUGGUCUAGCCUGGAGGGACCAGUGGGGCCCGAACAGAUAUGCCGCAAAUGUCGCCUUCAUAGCAACAAUGGCAGCAAGGUAUGGUAUCCAAUCUGAUGCUUACAAUAAAUGGGCCAUGUCCCAAAUUAACUACCUUCUUGGAGACAACAAACUUAAUAUGAGUUAUGAGAUUGGAUUUGGAAGCAACUUUCCUAAACGACCACAUCAUAGAGGAAGUUCAUGUUCGACGAGCAACGUGUGUGCCCAGGGUAACGAAACGAACCCAAACAUUCUUAAGGGUGGUUUGGUAGGAGGACCUGACCAGUGGGAUAACUAUGGCGACAGAAGGGAGGCUUAUGUGAAAAAUGAAGUGGCCUGUGACUACAACGCCGGUUUUCAGUCGGCUCUAGCCGGUUUAAUCCAUUUUGCGCACAACAACAAUCUUCCAGCUGCACCAGCGGCCAAGUGUUAAAAGUUCUUACUUAUAGACAUCCAGUGCAGAUGAAAGUACUUCUUCAACUGAAUAAAUUUUCUACACAAAUAAAUAAUUGUUACUGUUUUCGUUCACAACAAGUAACGGUUUACUAUCACAUACCGGUUAUUUUCUGUUACCCAGCCUAUAGACUUUCUUUAU